CCUUACUCAUCACUGAAACCAAAAAUAAAAACUCAAACUUUACUACUCUUAACUUCGACUAUCCCAUCAAUUUCCAAGACUUGCCAUUGACAACGUUGUCUUGUCCUCAUUAACUACUCUCCACUUGAUUAUGGUGAUUAUGCAGUGUACACAAUUAAAUUCAUGAACUUGACAUGGUACAUCAAGAAUUUGGAUGGCUCUCUUAUGAUUUUUUGCAUGAGAAGAGAAAGUAGUGUGUGAAAAGAUACAAAAAUUCAGACAGUGAGUGCUCUUAUUCUUUGUUGAUUCGAUUCAAUGUUGCCUUCACUUUCCAUUUCAAUCAAAGGCUUAGGUCGUUCUGUUUCUAAGGCUCAGUCCCUGCUCACAAGGAGGAGGUUAACAACAACAACAACAACAUCAUCAUCAUCAUCAUCAUCAUGCACAACAACAACAACACCUGGUUUAUUCAAAAACACUUGCUUUACCUUUGCCCAUUCUCAUGCAUACCCUAGCAGAAGUAGUAGUAGUAUUAGAUACAUGAUGAUGAGUUCAGCUACCUCUCUUGAACUCAACUGCCAGAGUGAUGUUGUAAGGUUUUCUCUUGUUGACAAUAGUAAGAACAAUAAGCCGCAGCAUCAGCAGCCCAAAUUCAAACGCCGUAAAAUGUCCAAGAAGGCCAAAGUCAAUCAAUUAAAAUUCUAUCGUUUGAUGGCAAGGAAAAAGAUCAAUUCUCCCAACCCAGAAGUUAGGAUUCGAUAUAAACUCGAAAAGGCAAAACGGAAGGAGACAUGGCUGAUUGACAAGCUGAGGAAUUUGGAGCUUCCCAAAACCCCACAUGAAACAGAACCACAUGAUCCUGAAGCUCUAACCGAGGAAGAGAAGCAUUACAUUAAACGUACAGGUGAGAAAAAGAAGAAUUAUGUUCCUGUGGGCAGGCGUGGAGUGUUUGGAGGCGUUGUUCUCAAUAUGCAUCUUCACUGGAAGAAGCAUGAGACUGUCAAGGUUGUUUGCCGUCCUUGCAAACCUGAUCAGCUUCAAGAAUAUGCUCAGGACCUUGCUCGUCUCAGCAAAGGCAUUAUCAUCGACAUCAAGCAUGACAAUACUAUUCUUUUUUACCGGGGAAAGAACUAUGUCCAGCCUACCGUCAUGUCACCACCAACAAUCUCCAAAGAGAAGGCCUUGGAAAAGUACAAGUUUUUACAGUCCCUUGAGCAUACAAGUCAGUUCAUAGAAAAAUUGGAAAAAGAACUAGAAGAGUAUCAGGAGCACCUUGCUCGGUACAAGCAAGGAAAAGAAGAUGCAAAAAAAGAUUCGACGAUUAAUACACACUCACACAAUAGUCUUGUUUAAUACUUCUUCUGGUCAUCUUGUUUGGAACUUUUAGAAGCCAGUAAGGAAUAGAAUAAAUAGAGGGGAGAGGGUUCAUUUGUGGGGUGUGAAGAAAAGAAAUUGGUAAAGGGUUGUAACCCCGAGUGGGAGAGAAGAGGGCUCUCGAAUUGCCUAGAUAAUCAAUAUCAGUAUAUUUUCUUCUA
This is a messenger RNA of Cannabis sativa, 1511 nucleotides long. RefSeq lists its product as uncharacterized. The transcript has 5 exons. The coding region runs from base 295 to 1329 and encodes 344 amino acids. The record is from RefSeq and is a predicted model, not a curated record. NCBI's taxonomy places the organism in Eukaryota, Viridiplantae, Streptophyta, Magnoliopsida, Rosales, Cannabaceae. Gene Ontology annotation, molecular function: RNA binding.